This is a messenger RNA of Phlebotomus argentipes, 1447 nucleotides long. RefSeq names its product pyridoxal kinase. The transcript has 3 exons. Gene Ontology annotation, molecular function: pyridoxal kinase activity. NCBI's taxonomy places the organism in Eukaryota, Metazoa, Arthropoda, Insecta, Diptera, Psychodidae. Gene Ontology annotation, cellular component: cytosol. The record is from RefSeq and is a predicted model, not a curated record. The coding region runs from base 321 to 1232 and encodes 303 amino acids. Gene Ontology annotation, biological process: pyridoxal 5'-phosphate salvage.
UUUCUACAUUUUGCUACACGCCAUCAACCUUAUCUGACGAAAUGUGUGGUUAGACUGCUUUGUUGAGAAUGAGCAUUUCCGCAGAGCUUCACUGUCUUAUCAACGCGAUAAGGGGCUCUUUAUCAGCACCCACUGAUCAUACGAGCCAUCAAGUAUCCAGUCGCAGACAGUCAGAUUAAUCCCGUACAACAGGCAACAUUGUUGCUCGCCUCCAGAGUGUUCGUCAUAAAUCAAAACUUCUGCCAGUGACUUGAAAUAUCUCUAAAGCUCCAGCUGAGCUGCAAACGCCCUUGAAGCUUUCUAAUUACAAAUUUGCAAAGAUGUCUUCGAAUCGUGUACUGUCCAUUCAGAGCCAUGUCGUGCACGGCUAUGUGGGCAACAAGUCUGCCACCUUCCCUCUGCAGCUCCUUGGCUUCGAUGUGGACACCAUAAAUUCAGUACAUCUCAGCAAUCACACGGGCUAUCAGCACGUCCGGGGUCAGCGAAUGAAUGAUGCUGAAUUGCAGGAUGUCUUCGAGGGCAUCGUGAAUAAUGAUCUGCACAAGAUGUAUUCCCACUUGCUGACAGGCUACAUCGGAACCCCUGAGUUCCUCAGGAAGAUCGUAGACGUCGUGAAGACCCUCAAGAAGGCCAAUCCGAAGCUGAUCUUCUUCUGUGACCCUGUGAUGGGUGACAAUGGUCGCUUCUACGUCCCAGAGUCCUUCGUGGAGAUCUACAGAGAUGAGAUAAUGCCAUUCGCGGAUAUCGUGUCGCCCAAUCAAUUUGAGGCCGAAUUGCUGGCUGGACGCACGAUUGCGACCGAAGAAGAUGCCUGGGCGGUGUUAGAUUGGUUCCACUCUCGUGGAGUCAAGAUUGCGGUGAUCUCUUCCACCACCAUUGGCGCCCCGGACAAUCUUCUGGCCUUCCUCAGCGAAUUGCCAGCGGGAAGCUCCACACCCAAGCGCUCUUCGCUCAUGAUGCCCAAGAUUGGCAACGUCAACUUCACUGGCACUGGGGAUCUCUUCACUGCCCUCUUCCUGGGACACACCACAUCAUGUGCACACGCCAGUGAAGCCCUGGAGAAGACCGUGGCCUCACUGCAGGCCGUCAUUCGCAACACAGCCGCACGCUUGCCGGCCAAGAGAGAGCCUGGCGUGAAAGUGCCGUUCGAAGACAGAGAAUUGCGCAUUGUGCAAAGCAAAAAGGACAUUGAGGAGCCCAAGGUUACCAUCGGAGCCACGCUUCACCCUUGAGUGAUUGCUUGAAUGCGCAGAAGUUAAAAAAAAAGAAAAGAAAAAGACAAACACAAGCAAACAAACGUUGGAUAAACAGGAAGUUAGAAUGAUUAGGAAUAAUUUGUAAAUAAAUUUAAGUUUGAGGGUUUUGUGACUCAUAUCAAAAUUAGGACAAUAAAUCUAUCUGUGAAUAGCAAUGAUGAAAAUAUAUUGGCAUUGUCUCAAAACAAUAA